Molecule: messenger RNA, 786 nt
Organism: Ustilaginoidea virens
Lineage: Eukaryota; Fungi; Ascomycota; Sordariomycetes; Hypocreales; Clavicipitaceae
Exons: 1
Coding region: 1-786 (261 amino acids)
Source: RefSeq, a predicted model, not a curated record
AUGUACUCAUGGAACGGGCGAUGGGAGAGGGGGAUGAGCCUCGGCCAACGCCGGGAGGGCGCUGCGGGGUGCGUGGAAACUGGGCCAUUGGCUUGGGACGGUGUAAAUAGAUGGGAUGAUGAUGGGCCAAGGGCAGGCCGUUCUUUUGACGUCGCGAGUCGUGUCUAUAAAAAGCCAGGCGGCCGAACCAAGCCCCGCGUCUGUGGUGGUCGAUCGAACAGCACAGACGCGGGCAUCAAUGCCUCCCAGGCGUUCAUGUUGGUGGCCGCUCCUCGAGGCCAUGCUCCCCGCACGGGCUGCCGGCAUCCAGCAGGCCGAGAUGAUCGCGGCAGCCGGUGUUGGUGCGGUGUUGGUGUAUCCGGCGGCAAGAGGUUGCCUGGCUUGCACAUUCUCAUGAUUCCAGUCGGAGCCGCCAACCGCAGGUUGCACACCAUCGUUCCAUCAGUCCCCCAAGCCCAUCCUCGCACGGCAGGUCGCACGGCAGGUCGUCCGGCGACGGGCAUCGCACCCAAGACUGCAUGUCUCAGGCCUUGCCGGAGAUGCCCCUCCCCAGGUCCAGACGGCCCAUCCCAUCCCCGGCACCACCUGACCCUUCCUCCCGUCUUGCUCGGCCCCCAAAGCGCCCGCAAACCGAACCGGUCAGACGGCCGCCGGCACACGUCACGUCGCGCCAGUCCGGUGCAACCCACGGCUCCGCAGCCGCAGCGUCGUAUCCUCGACGCGGCCUCUCCCAAAGAGCCAGCCAGAAGCAAAAGCUCGUCCCGCGCGCACACACCUCCCGUGUGA